Dovyalis caffra is the source of this 939-nucleotide messenger RNA. The record is from the annotation of a GenBank genome assembly. Lineage: Eukaryota; Viridiplantae; Streptophyta; Magnoliopsida; Malpighiales; Salicaceae.
AUGUUCAGAUACAAUUUAAUCCAACGAAGCCAAAAUCAAGAUUUCUUGUUGAGGAGAUCGGAAAUAUUGUCAGACUGCGUCAUUGAUCUUCCUAAGGAAAUAACCACCAUAAUCUUUUCAAAAAUGGAAGAUGACCCCAAAACCCUCACUCGCUGCUACGCUGUCAGCAAGAACUGGGCUUCCGUUGUCUCCCAAACUGUCAAUCUCUCCUUCAGGAUGUCGUGUACAGGUGAUAAGGGUCAUUCUAUCCCGUGCUCAGAGCUUCACUACCAUGUUCCAGUGUCUGCCAUCCCUGGUAUGAUGAGGCUGUUCGCAAAUCUGGAAUCUGUGGAAAUUAAGCUCUGCCAUUGCCCUUCUCGAACUCCAUAUCCAGCUUGUAAUCAACAUGUUACCAAGGUGAAGGCCGAGUGGGCAGUAGAUCAUGCUUCUCAGACUUACACAUGCACAGCAAAUGAGGUUGGAUUGUUAUCAACUGUCAAAGGACCAAUGGUGGCUCUUGAAUUGGACGAAGAAAAUUUUGAUACCGUCGAAAAUUCUCCAGCUAUGGAAUUAUAUUGGAGAAUGUUGUGUUGCCGGCCGGACACAUUGAGAAGCUUGUCGAUUGUGAGUGCUAAGACAGUAGACUUUAAUUCAGAAGGGAAGAUUUUUAUUAGUUAUGACCAGCUCUCAAAUUUUCCUGAUUCGAUUUUGGAGUUAAGAGUGAACAAGAGCUGGCUUGAGGAUCCAAAGAAUGUGGUUUAUUGGCACAAGGACCAGAGGAACAAGGAGCAUUCGCUUCGAGAGAAGGUGUGGCUUUUUUAUCAAUGGCAUUCUCUAAUAUCUGAAAAACAAAAGAACGUGAAUGAUCUGACGGAAAAGAAGGAGGAUUUGAUGAAGUUGUUGGAUGAAUUGGAUGACGGCGAUGAUAAGGGUACUAAGAAACCCGGAUCUCAGAACUAA